Messenger RNA from Ooceraea biroi (clonal raider ant), 3792 nucleotides. RefSeq names its product probable basic-leucine zipper transcription factor J. Gene Ontology annotation, cellular component: nucleus. The record is from RefSeq and is a predicted model, not a curated record. Gene Ontology annotation, biological process: regulation of transcription by RNA polymerase II. Lineage: Eukaryota; Metazoa; Arthropoda; Insecta; Hymenoptera; Formicidae. Gene Ontology annotation, molecular function: RNA polymerase II cis-regulatory region sequence-specific DNA binding; DNA-binding transcription factor activity, RNA polymerase II-specific.
AUUUUGUUAAUGUUGCAAAAUGAAAUUAAUUAAGAUUAAAUAGUAAUCUAUUUGUUCCAACUUCAAAACUUGCUGCAUACGACAUACACACAUAACUCAUAUACACACCGCACAAUACAUGCGACAUGUACAUUGUGCCACGUUGGCAGUCUUUAGUGCGACAUGAUUUUCACAGGCUAGAUAUUGCUCCGUUAACAUUUCGUAUUAUCAAAGUGAAUACUGCGGAUACAAAAAUUGCAAUUUGAGGCAGUCUCGAGAGCGUAAAUCCGUCUAUGACUCGAAUUUGGCGUGCGUUCGUGAGGGUGGGGCAGGAACAGCUCGAAGCUGAUCGUCGGUAGCUCUUCGCGUUACUCGGUGACUGUCCGUGGCGAUCACAUGUGUCGAGAGCUAGCUACUUGCUAGCUACUUGCAGUGCAGUGAUUCUUAAUUGUCGACUCUCUGUUCGAUGACAGCGUUGCAGUGACACGAAAAUUGUGAAUACAUUUGGUCGAAGCAAGGUUUCAUAUGUUAGGUAGUGAUGUCGUCGGAUCUACUUGAUCUGUUAGGGGACACGUUUCUCGAUGGAGACAUUAAAGAUGAACUGUUUGAUCAUAAUUACGAUGACGACGUCAUCACGGCGGAAGAAUGCCCGGCAAACCCAGAAGACAUAUUUUCGUUCUUAAAGAUGGAGGAAGAUCCACAACUGGACUUCAGCUUAAUCGGAAAGGAUCUGGAAACAAUCCCGUCCUCUUCGUCGGACAGCGGGCUUUCUAGUACGUUGAGCCUCUGCUAUGAACAGCAAUUGAGUCCGUUCCUGUCGAAAAGUAGUAAUGAGGAAGGAUCACAGAUCGACGUUAAUAACUCCGAUUCAAACAGUCCACAAAAUUUUGUAGACUUUGAGCCGGUGGCUAGUCCGUUCGUGGGCAGUAUAGAUAGUCCUGUUAGAUCUGUCACGAGUUCGAAUAUUGGUUCACCAGCCACUGAUGCGGCUGAAGAGAUGGACUACGAGCAAACCUUGGUCGCUGUUGUAACACCGAACAAUACUAUGCCAAAUGCAAACGCUAUUAUUGCGGGACAGACAAUUGAUAUCGAUUCAGCAUCUGAUCAACAGAAACAUAUUGUGUCACAAGAAAACACCAUAAACAUUCGGAAUUUGAACUUGCAAUGUAACGGGAAACGAAACGUACGACAAUUGAUACGAGUCACACCGAUGGGUUCUGGUAAUCCGCGGUCUAUUUUGCUACCAGUUUCUCUAAAGGAUAUGAAGGAAGUUCGAACUAUUAAAAUCCUGACUGGCAUGCAAGCGAAAAAUCUGAAAGGCUUCAAAAUCAAUCAGAUGACUAUUAAGCAAGAGGAUUCGAACAGUGACAAAAGCAAUUCCAGCGAUGAAGUACCGUCGGAAACGGAUUCGCCCUAUCCGCGAUUGAAGUUAAACGCUGAGGAGAAACGGCUGUUACAAAAGGAGGGCAUUACAUUGCCUAGUCAUUAUCCACUGACGAAGCACGAGGAGCGUGAAUUAAAAAGAAUCAGGCGCAAAAUCCGCAAUAAGAUAUCGGCGCAAGAUUCGCGCAAGAGAAAAAAGGAAUAUGUGGACGGCCUGGAAGACCGCGUGAAACAAUGUACGGAGGAGAACAUAACGUUGCUGAAGCGUAUCAAGGCGUUACAAUCACAAAAUCAAAGCUUAGCCGGCCAGUUGAAAAGACUGCAGGCGCUUAUACAGAAAGGCAACAAGAGCGCUCAGCCGGCAACCUGUUUAAUGGUAUUGUUACUGUCGUUAGCUCUUGUUGCUUUACCGAACUUGCGGUCACACUCUAACAACAAUAACAACGACUUGACACAAGAUCAAGAGCAACCAGAAAAAACAUCAUUGUCAGGUCGCUCCAGGACUUUACUGUACACAAAACAGCUCAUGGGCGAAGAAUUACAGCAGUAUGGUGAAGAGCUAUUGCAAGAGGUUGAGGGCCUUUUGGAUCACGAUUAUAGCCCAAUAAUACAGAUGCCUCUUUACAAGCGUCCCCGUCUUGACAAUGAAGCUGUACCCAAGUACGUCUCCCCUAUGAAUCACGUAGGAGGAACGCUUGGUUUAAAGGCAUCCGAUCUUGCCAUCAUGAAAACGAAAAGGCAGUACAUUGAACCACCGUUAGACGAUGUGUGGCCGCCACCGAGUCCAGGUGGGCAGAAAAGAACUAAGAUGGUCGACAAACUCGAAGCUCUCACUAACGAGCUUAAGAUCAACAUUUCUGAUGCUGAAGGUACCAGAACGGUGCUCCUGAAAGUGCCUCACGAUAAGUGAACGAAACAAAAUCCGCCGUUUUGCAACACGAUAAAAUUAGAUUGAAAUUCAAAGAUAAACGAAUAUCAUUUUACACCAAUCUUAUUUUAUUGCAAUGGCUGCGAGAAGACAAAUUCGAUUUUUUACAAUCACAUCAGAAUAUUAGCUGAUCACUUGCAUGCGAAAUUCGAAUUUUUUAUAUCGGAGAUAGUUAUUAUAUUAAAAAAUAUAAUACAUAGAUGUGCAAUUAAUAUGUGUAAAUCCUACACAUUUUUCAGAUAUCAGUUACUUAGUGAUACUUUUUAAAAAAGCCAUCCCAUAUAUUAAUGUAUACAUUACACAUAUACACACGUGCAACGCACGCAUGCGUGCAUACAUAUUUCGCGCCUUAUAUUUUUCAGAAAGAGAAAACGAUUUUUAUGUAUUAGACAAAUUCGAGGAUCUACUUAUUUAUAUGAAAAAUUAUAUGAUUAUCUUAUGUAAUAGUUUAAAGAUUGCAAUUAUUAUUAUCAUUAUUAGCAUAAUCGAUAUAAUAUCGAAAAUAAUGAUAUAAAAAGAUUUGUAAAUAAUUAUAUUAAGUAUAUCAUGAAAGCUAUGGCGUACUAUUAGCUUUAAUAUUAACUCGGCGACUCUUAUUGAUAGUUCAGUUAAUAGUAAUUGUAAGAAAUAAGUUAGAGUAAUUAUACACGUAUGUACAACUAUACAUAUGCAAAUAACAUCUAUACAAAACUAUACAAUUCGAAAAUUCUCUAUGUAACUCGCGUAUCUUUAAUUACGCGGGAACGUUUGAUUUAACAUUGUUAUUUUAGUCAAAAUAUCACUGUUAUAUUUGCUGAAACAUUUUGAUGUGUCUUUCUCCUUCCCAAUAUGAAACCAUUUCUCAUCAAUUUUAUUACAAAGUGUCAGUGAUCGCUCAGUUGAUGCAGAAAAGAAACAAAAAUAACAAAAUAAUAUUAAAUUCUUGAUAAAGUUGUAUUGUCAAUAAUAUUAGUAAUAUUUGUCAACUACACUUCUGCGUGAUAUUUAUUUUGUUAUUUAGGAUAAUGUACGAUAAUAUGCGCAUAGCAACAUCUUAAAUACGUAAUGCAUGAAUUAUUUGUACUAGCAGAAAGUCAGGCGGAAUUGAAAAAGAUGUUAUUUGAUAUCGUUUAUAAUUUUGCAAGUAAUCAUAUCUAGAAGAGACUUAUCUAUAUCUAGAAUAGUACACAGUUCCAUUAAAUAAUAAAGACUGUAUUAUAGGAAGCAUACACAUUCUCUAUAUCUCUUCGAAUUCCAAAUAUCGUUCGUUUAAUGAUUUUUUUCCACUAAAUUAGAAUAUAUCUGAUAACGAAGUAAUUUUUAAUUAUAUAUGUUUAAACAUCUGUGUGUAUGUUGUAUAUGUGAGUGUUAUGUGUAUGACGUAUACAUACGCGCGCGUGCACACGCACAUACACACAUAGAUAUAUUACAUGUAUACACAAAAUUGUAAAUAAAAUAUGUAAUUCGUGGUUGAAUUUUGCAUAAUAACUUGUACUUGUUAUCUCAGAAGUAUACUACCGAGA